CACUGCUUAGUUUCCGUCUGUUUCCAAAUGACAAUACUUCGAGAUCUGGAAAAGCUGGCUGGGUGGCAUAGAAUUUCUAUCAUUUAUAUUUUAAGUGGGAUUACUGGAAACCUUGCUAGUGCUAUUUUCCUGCCAUACAGAGCAGAGGUUGGACCUGCUGGAUCACAGUUUGGUAUAUUGGCGUGCCUGUUUGUGGAACUUUUUCAAAGCUGGCAAAUUCUAGCAAGACCAUGGAGAGCCUUCUUCAAACUGUUUGCUGUUGUUAUUUUCCUCUUUACUUUUGGCCUUCUUCCUUGGAUUGACAAUUUUGCUCAUUUUUCUGGCUUUGUCAGUGGUUUCUUCUUAUCCUUUGCGUUUCUCCCAUAUAUUAGUUUUGGUAGGUUUGACAUGUACCGCAAGAGAUGUCAAAUUAUUAUAUUCCUUUUAAUAUUUGUUGGGCUAUUCUCUGGUCUAGUAGUAUUAUUUUAUUUUUACCCUAUUAAGUGUGAUUUUUGUGAAUAUUUGACCUGUAUUCCAUUUACAGAUAAAUUCUGUGAGAAAUAUGACCUUGAUGCACAACUUCAUUGACACAUGUCAUUAGAAGUUUACUUCUAUAUAAACAAUAUUUCCAUACACAUAAACACAAUGUUUAACUUAUGAUAUGGUAGUGUAUUUUAACAGUGAAGCAGAAUAGCAAAAAAAUAUAUAUAUAUAUCCAGAAAAACGCAUGUCAAAAAAGU
Messenger RNA from Pelobates fuscus (common spadefoot toad), 719 nucleotides. RefSeq names its product inactive rhomboid protein 1-like. The record is from RefSeq and is a predicted model, not a curated record. Gene Ontology annotation, cellular component: endoplasmic reticulum membrane. The transcript is spliced from 2 exons. Lineage: Eukaryota; Metazoa; Chordata; Amphibia; Anura; Pelobatidae. Gene Ontology annotation, biological process: regulation of protein secretion; regulation of epidermal growth factor receptor signaling pathway. The coding region runs from base 28 to 567 and encodes 179 amino acids. Gene Ontology annotation, molecular function: serine-type endopeptidase activity.